Macrobrachium nipponense is the source of this 4104-nucleotide messenger RNA. RefSeq lists its product as uncharacterized. Gene Ontology annotation, molecular function: 2-oxoglutarate-dependent dioxygenase activity. Lineage: Eukaryota; Metazoa; Arthropoda; Malacostraca; Decapoda; Palaemonidae. The transcript is spliced from 8 exons. The record is from RefSeq and is a predicted model, not a curated record. The coding region runs from base 173 to 1111 and encodes 312 amino acids.
UUAAAACGUGAGCCAAGCUUGGAGCCAAGGUUCGGGGCUGGGCAGGACUGAUUGGGCACUGAGCGGCCUGCUGAGUAAAUAGUGAUCCAGUUAUUGAGCUUUUCUCGUUCAGUUCAGUACGGUCGUCCUACUCUGUUAAGUUGAUCUUGAGGUCAUCUGCGUCACCGAGGCUAUGGGAGGCGAUGAGAAGCAGAGGCUACCUGUUAUCGAUGUAGGAAAGCUUGGUCUAGGGAACGAACCUUCGCUGACAGAUCCCGACUGGCUGAGGGUAGGGAAGGAAAUUGCGGCUGCCUUCCAACAUAUUGGUUUCGUUUACCUGAAAGGACACGGAGUUCCCGGGGGGCAGGUCGAUCAGAUCGUAAGCGCAGGGGCCAAGUUCUUCGACCUCUCUCAGGAGGAAAAGGACAAGUUCCCCAGGGACCCUGACAAGCAGCACGGCUACGUCACCAUAGGCAGAGAAAGGUUCAACGGCAUCCAUUCCUAUGAGAUACGCGAAGCCUAUGAUGUCAAGAGAACCGACGGAAUGUUCCCUGACAUCGCCGUUCCGGAAUUCAGGCCGGCUGCAGCUGACUUCAUGGACACAUGCAUGAAGUUUACAAAUCGAAUUCUGAUCGCAAUGGCUCUAGGACUAGAUUUGGAUCGCAACUUCUUCGUCGACACCCACCGGGAAAUCUUCAGCGAUAACAACACCUCCUGCCUCCGGCUGCUCCAUUACCCGCCCGUGGCACUGGAUAUUUCGGAGGGAGCGAUCCGCUGUGGUGCUCACACUGACUAUGGCACCAUCACCCUCCUCUUUCAGGAUGACAUGGGCGGCUUAUACGUGCGCGAUCGCAAAGGCCAGUGGGUAAGUGCUGAUCCCAUACCAGGAACCAUUUUGGUCAACGUUGGUGACCUCCUGCAGUUCUGGACGUCAGAUAAACUCAUAGCCACGGAACACAAAGUCCUAAUUCCUGAGGAAGAAGUGUGUAGGAGAACCUGCAGGCGAUCUACGGUGUUCUUCGUCCAACCGGAUGACCCGGUCCUCAUCCACCCUCUCUACGGUGCAUCCACCUUUACUCCUGUCACAGCUAGGGAUCACAUACUCAAGAGAAUCCGGGAAACUUACAAGUAGUAGAAAUAUUGGCAUUUGUUUGAGAGAGAUAGAGAACAUUACAAAUAUACAAUACAGACAGAGAUGCCUGGGGUGUUGUGCCAUCAAGAGAUUUGGUUAGAUAGGCCUAAUGGAGGCAGAAUCCGAUUAGCUAACACUUUCCGCCACAUUUCCCAAUGUACAGAGCUGAAUUAACAGUCAAAAUAUUACUUCCAAUGUUAAUUCUGCUUUUAUUUGCCUUGGCAUCUGCUUGAACCAUGCUAGAUCAGCUAGAGCAAAAAUUUCAGUUCUUGUGCACCUACUAGAGUGUUUCUGGAAACUUCACAAACGUGUACUUCAAAGUGUCAGGAAAACCCGCCAACGUUCCGUCUACUCAAGUUGAUCAUGAAAACUUUUGAAUGUCCAUAUGAAACUCACGGAAACUUAUAAAUAUUAACGUAUAAUCAACAGUUUGCUAAAACCCACAUAUUGACAAGUAUUUCUAAGCUUUGGAGAAGCUUGCAAAUAACAUUUUCUUUAAAAACAAUACAACAAAUUCAGGGACCUAAAUUUUAAAGAAUAAAUAAUAAUAAUUUUUGCUGUCAGAAACACAUGAUUAUCAAGAAGAAAGGAACCUGGUAAAGCUAAUGUAUACUUGGCAAGGAAAGUUAAGAUACAGUUUUUUUAAAUCUUCGGACAUAUAUUGUUCAAUAAUGCCACACCUGGCAACUCUUGAAAGGGGGCGGAGCUUCAAAAUCAGCGUUUGUUGCUUUCUAGAUUUCCAUCAACUUUACACCAUAAAGAUUCUGUUGAGGUCCUAUAACAUUUAUACUUGAAUGUAAAAACAGGCUCUAUAUUAUUCGUUAAUGUUGGUUUGGUAACGUCAGUUCAGGGUAGAAUAUCGAUCAUCCUUUUUUAAAACCUACUGUGAAACCUUAUUUGUAAGUAAUGUUUGACACUAAACUGACGUAAAAUUAAUACGUAAUUAAAGACGGAUCUUAAACAAUGAGAGAAAGGGUUUUAAAAUUUUGGCAGUACUUAUGGAAAUCGUGAGGAACAAUACAGUAAAGAAUGAAAUAUUAUGACGACAGAGAGAGAGAGAGCGCGCAAGCAUAGGCCUAUCAAUAGAUACUUAAUUCAUAAUAUUUACUUUGCGAGAUUAAGUGAUAAUAUUUUUUCAAAUGUUUCAAAAGUGGGGAGAGAGAGAGAGAGAGAGAGAGAGAGAGAGAGAGAGAGAGAGAGAGAGCAUAGGCCUAUCUAUAGAGAUAAUUAAUUCAUUAUAUACACUUUGAGAGAUUGAGAGAUAUUUUUUUUCAAAUGUGUUUUAAAAGUGGAGAGAGAGAGAGAGAGAGAGAGAGAGAGAGAGAGAGAGGGAACAAAAUCUGCUCACGUGAAAGCUUAGGCCUAAUUAUAACCACUUAAUUUCAUUAUAUUUUCUUUGGGAGAUUGAGUGGUAAUAUAUAUAUUUUUAAAGUAUGUUUUAGAGAGAGAGAGAGAGAAUAGAAUUAUAGUACUGGUGUCGGACUUGUGACAGGGGAAAGGCGGAAGAAAAUAUAAUGAAUUAGUAUCUCUAUCGAUAGGCUUAUGCUUGUGCGAUAUAUGACGGCCAAGAUUGUGCUGCACUAUGUUAGAUAAAAUUUGAAGGAUCAUAAUAUUCAAGUUAAUCCUCUAAGAAAUUCAUACCCUAAUAUUGAUUACAUUUGACAGUUGCCGUAGCAUUCAAAGAUUGUAAAAAGACGUGGAAAUUUUUAGACAGGCUGAGGCCAUUCUUCCUCUCUUGAUAUAAACCUUACUUUUGAAAAUCGGGUUUCAUCCACAAAUCAUUCACGAAAAAAGCUGUGUUAAGUAAAACUAUUUAUUACCACAAAUAACUCAAUAUGUAUUGCACAGGCAAUUAAAGUUUUAUAUCGUGUAAAAAAUGCUGAUGUGCUGGGACAUCUUUCAGCCUCCGGCUAAGAAAUGUAGUCGUGUAGGGCUGUAGGCUACUAUGAACUGCUUUGUAAUGGGAGCAUAUAGCCAGAAAAUCUUUGAGCUGACAUGCUACUUUAACCUUGAUUAAGAUUUAUGUUUAAAGACAGUAGCUUUGUAAACAGCAACUAGCAUUCGAUCCAUGUCAACGUCAAAGAAAUCAAAGUGUGAAAUCCGUUACGUUAGCCAGUAUGAUGCAAUAUAACCCCGUUCAUGAAGCAAAACGAGUAAAUAUUGUCGUCGUGAUACAUAGUACUAAAAUCAGAAAUUCACAUUCUAUCUACCAGGUCUCUAUGAACGAAUCCACCUGAGAAAUUCCAAUUACUUCGGACAUAUAUCGUGUUUUUAAGUAUCUGAGCAGUUUUGUUUUGCAGUUUUAACUUAUAUAAUAUAAUUUGCAGUAUAUUUUCAUAUUUUAGAGUAAAUUUAGCGAUAUUAUGUCUUUUCAAUAAAAACAAAUGGGAAAUUGGAUGAACGAAAACUAAUGAAAACUGUAUCUUCAGUUUUCUUGUCGAGUGUACUUCACACUACGAUUAGUGGCCACAAAAUAGUAAUUUCGCUCCUUUACGAGCAAAUCAGGUAGCUUUACAGUAGAUUCACAUUAACCGUGCAUCUAGUGUCUAGGCCAGUCCUUUACAACGCUUCUGAUUGGCUGUUGAUAAACCAAUGACAGGGCUGGAAACUCAAUCUCUCUCGAGACUCGAGAGUUCACAUGGGUAGGAUCUAUGUUCCAUCUCUCCUGAGGGAUGCUUUUGAAAGACGUAUCCCUCAGGAAAGGUGGAACAUACAUCCUGCCUAUGUGAACUCUCUCGAGAGAGACAGUUUCCAGCCCUGUGAUUGGCUUAUCAACAGCCAAUUAGGAGCAUCGUUAGGGACGGGCCUAGGCAUCAAAUGCACGGUUGAUGUGAAUCUAUUAUAGUACAAUAAACUUAUGAUGGAAAAAACCCUGGAAAAACCUGACUAAUAAAUCUAUAUCUGACUAUCAAUUCUAUUUACCAUUUAAUUACAACCUAUAUAAAUAUUUAUUCAUUCUAUCACUUGUGAUAAAUAAUAAAGAAUAAAAAUAC